UUGAUUGCCUGACUUCCCAAUCAGCUCAUUAAUUAGCCAAUCAGAUUCCUAAAGCUCAUCAUUGUGGAAGGAAGACACAGGAGCCUGCAGACGCUGCAACCUGGAGCAGAAAACAAACUGAUGGAGGAACUCAACGGGUCAGGCAAUGGACAGUUGAUGUUUGGGGUCAAGACCCUUCACCUGGAUCGGAAACCUGCUGUAUUUAGCUGGUUGAAGACAGCAGGUGACUCCAGUCGCACAAUCACACAGUUGACUCCGCUGCUCUGUGGGAACAGCCUGAGCAAGAAGGCACAUCCCACCUUGCCAGGGAAAGGAAAGAGUGUUGACCGUGCUGAUGAGACCCCCGCCCCAAGAUAUUUUCUCCCUCACAAAGGCAACAGUGGGCCAGUUGUACAUUGGGACAGCCGUCCAGAAAGUGCAUGUGAGAGACCGAUCAGCUCCAGUAUCACAUUGAGUCAUUGUCUGCCUCACAAUCUGUCACAACAAGGUGCUAAUCAAUGAAAUUUGAUUCUGAAAUGGGAGCUGUCCCUCGCUCCCACCUCCAACCACUUUCCCAGGAUGAGCUACUUUGUGCUGACAUUAAUAUCCUGGGAUUUGUGAGACAAACUUGCCGUCCAGAUGGCCCUCAGAGACUCAGGCUGCCCUGCCCACAAUACAGAGGCAGAUCCCGUCACUAAUUCCCCGUGUAGCUGGGCACACGUCUAUUGUCCCGUCAGCGAGUGGGGGGAUUGGCUGGUGAGUGUGGGAACCCGAGGGAGAGCAGAGCCCCACACUUUGUCAUGCUAAUACAGGCCUUUAAAUACAGCGGCUGCUGAGUCCGGCCUCACAGAGCUGGGUCAGUCGCUGCCUCUCACUCUCACAGUCCGCAGUGGGCUUCACCCCAUGCUCCGCCUGACACACAUGCCUCCGAGCAGCGCUGCGGAUCAGCAACUGAGGGAAGGCACCAAAACCAGGGUCACCCCCAGGGAACCACGUGGGCUGAUGAAACCCCUGGUGGAGAAGCGUCGCCGAGAUCGGAUCAACAGCAGCAUCGUGCAGCUGAAGGGAUUGCUGGAGAGAGAGUUUCACGCUGACCACAACUGCAGGCUGGAGAAAGCCAAGAUCUUGGAAAGAUGUGUGGACUUCCUGAGGCAUCACCACCUGCUCGGUGAGUGUUUCCCAAACUGUUCCAGCUUCUCUCGGUGACUGGGAAGGCCGGGAUACCAAAGUGGACCCAGUGUAGGUCGGAGAUCAGUUACUGACGCCCAG
Molecule: messenger RNA, 1248 nt
Organism: Pristis pectinata (smalltooth sawfish)
Lineage: Eukaryota; Metazoa; Chordata; Chondrichthyes; Rhinopristiformes; Pristidae
Product: transcription factor HES-5-like
Exons: 2
Coding region: 883-1185 (100 amino acids)
Biological process (GO): regulation of transcription by RNA polymerase II; regulation of neurogenesis; anterior/posterior pattern specification
Cellular component (GO): nucleus
Molecular function (GO): RNA polymerase II cis-regulatory region sequence-specific DNA binding; protein dimerization activity; DNA-binding transcription factor activity, RNA polymerase II-specific
Source: RefSeq, a predicted model, not a curated record